This is a messenger RNA of Nothoprocta perdicaria, 2960 nucleotides long. RefSeq names its product coatomer protein complex subunit gamma 2 (gene COPG2). The record is from RefSeq and is a predicted model, not a curated record. Lineage: Eukaryota; Metazoa; Chordata; Aves; Tinamiformes; Tinamidae. Gene Ontology annotation, molecular function: structural molecule activity. Gene Ontology annotation, biological process: protein secretion; intracellular protein transport; organelle transport along microtubule. The transcript has 24 exons. Gene Ontology annotation, cellular component: COPI vesicle coat; endoplasmic reticulum; Golgi membrane. Bases 37 to 2652 code for a protein of 871 amino acids.
GGUUCGGCGGGAGCGGGGGACAGCGGCGGCGGCGCCAUGAUCAAGAAGUUUGACAAGAAGGACGAGGAGGCCGGUAGUGGCUCUAAUCCAUUCCAGCACUUGGAGAAGAGUGCCGUGCUCCAGGAGGCACGUAUCUUUAAUGAAACCCCUAUAAAUCCAAGAAGAUGCCUCCACAUACUUACCAAGAUCCUUUACCUGCUGAACCAGGGUGAGCACUUUGGAACCACUGAAGCCACAGAAGCUUUUUUCGCAAUGACCAGAUUGUUUCAAUCUAAUGAUCAAACCCUUAGAAGAAUGUGUUACCUUACAAUCAAAGAGAUGGCCAAUAUCUCUGAAGAUGUCAUCAUUGUCACCAGCAGUUUGACCAAAGACAUGACAGGGAAGGAAGACGUUUACCGAGGCCCAGCCAUCAGAGCUCUGUGCAGGAUCACUGAUGGUACAAUGUUACAAGCCAUUGAGAGAUACAUGAAACAAGCCAUUGUGGACAAAGUCCCCAGCGUGUCCAGUUCUGCACUGGUGUCUUCCUUACAUAUGAUGAAGAUCAGUUAUGACGUUGUAAAACGGUGGAUCAACGAGGCUCAGGAAGCAGCUUCUAGUGACAACAUUAUGGUACAGUAUCAUGCUCUGGGGCUGCUCUAUCACCUUAGGAAAAACGAUCGCCUCGCAGUUUCCAAGAUGCUGAAUAAGUUCACAAAAUCCGGACUGAAAUCCCAGUUUGCCUACUGCAUGCUGAUCCGAAUUGCAAGCAAGCUCCUGAAAGAAUCUGAAGAAGGACAUGACAGCCCCUUGUUUGAUUUCAUCGAGAGCUGCCUACGAAAUAAGCACGAGAUGGUUAUUUACGAAGCCGCCUCCGCAAUCAUCCACCUCCCAAACUGCACGGCGAGGGAGCUGGCGCCUGCUGUUUCAGUGCUGCAGCUUUUCUGUAGUUCUCCCAAACCCGUCUUGAGAUACGCAGCUGUACGGACCCUUAACAAAGUGGCCAUGAAGCAUCCCUCUGCCGUAACCGCCUGCAACCUGGACCUGGAAAACCUCAUCACGGACUCCAACCGCAGCAUCGCUACUCUCGCCAUCACCACGCUGCUGAAGACAGGGAGUGAGAGCAGUGUGGACAGGCUCAUGAAACAGAUCUCUUCCUUCGUGUCAGAAAUAUCAGAUGAGUUUAAGGUAGUUGUAGUGCAGGCUAUCAGUGCUUUGUGCCAGAAAUACCCCCGGAAGCACAGCGUGAUGAUGACCUUCCUCUCCAACAUGCUCAGGGAUGAUGGUGGCUUUGAGUACAAGCGAGCCAUCGUGGACUGCAUCAUCAGCAUCAUCGAGGAGAAUCCUGAGAGCAAGGAGUCGGGCUUGGCUCAUCUCUGCGAGUUCAUCGAGGACUGCGAGCACACCGUCCUGGCCACCAAGAUCCUGCACCUGCUGGGGAAAGAGGGCCCCAGGACUCCGUCCCCCUCCAAGUACAUCCGCUUCAUAUUCAACAGGGUGGUGCUGGAGAACGAGGCUGUGCGAGCUGCUGCUGUGAGUGCCCUCGCCAAGUUUGGUGCCCAGAAUGAGAAUCUUCUUCCGAGCAUCUUGGUGCUUUUGCAGAGGUGCAUGAUGGACAGCGAUGAUGAAGUUCGGGACAGAGCAACGUUCUACUUGAAUGUUCUACAGCAAAGACAGAUUGCACUGAAUGCUGCAUAUAUUUUCAAUGGGUUGACCGUCUCUGUACCUGGCAUGGAGAAAGCCCUGCAUCAAUAUACACUGGAGCCUUCGGACAAGCCUUUUGAUAUGAAAACAGUUCCACUGGCUACUGCACCAAUUUUUGAACAGAAAGCAGAGAUUGCCCUAGUGACCAGCAAGCCUGAGAAAGUUGCUCCUUCACGUCAGGAUAUAUUCCAAGAACAACUGGCAGCCAUUCCUGAGUUUAAGAACUUGGGUCCAUUAUUCAAGUCUUCAGAACCAGUGCAGCUCACGGAAGCAGAAACAGAGUAUUUUGUUCGUUGUAUUAAACACGUGUUCACAAACCAUGUCGUUUUCCAGUUUGACUGCACCAACACUUUAAACGAUCAGCUGUUAGAGAGAGUCACUGUGCAGAUGGAGCCGUCGGACGCUUACGAUGUGAUUUGUUGCAUCCCAGCACCCAACCUUGCUUACAACCAGCCAGGAAUGUGUUACACGCUUGUCCAGCUGCCCCAGGAUGACCCCACUGCAGUUGCUUGUACCUUCAGUUGCACUAUGAAGUUCACCGUUCGAGACUGUGACCCAAACACGGGCGUUCCCGAGGAGGAUGGCUACGAUGAUGAGUAUGUGUUGGAAGACUUGGAGGUGACCGUGUCCGAUCAUAUUCAGAAGGUCUUGAAGCCCAACUUUGCAGCUGCAUGGGAAGAAGUAGGAGACAACUUUGAGAAAGAAGAAACCUUUGCACUCAGCUCCAUCAAAACCCUUGAUGAAGCUGUCAGUAACAUCAUCAAGUUCUUGGGCAUGCAGCCAUGCGAGAGAUCAGAUAAAGUGCCAGAGAACAAAAAUUCCCACACACUCUAUUUAGCCGGUGUGUACAGAGGUGGCCACGAUGUCCUGGUGAGAUCCAGGCUUGCGCUAGGAGAUGGAGUGACGAUGCAGGUGACAGUUAGGAGCAAGGAGGAGAUGCCUGUCGACGUUAUCCUGGCUUCUGUGGGCUAAAUGUCACAGCACCGAGAUGGGAAUAUCCUAGGAAGCCCCAUCCGGUGUCUCCCGGAUGUCAAGCAGCCUGUCUGUCCUUCUGCAUGUAGUUUUUAUUCCUCAAUUUGGUAAAUAUUUUGUAUGAUGUUACAGUAGUGGCUGGCUGAUACUGAGCCUUUUCCAUGCCCCUUCUUCCCUCAUUGCCACUUACACAUUCCCGUCUAACUUAUUGCAUCUCCGGCCGCUUGCAGUUGCCGCGGGGAAGGAUUAGGAUGUGUAGAAAGCUGGUAAGAAAAUGCAAUCAAACUUUUGUCAAAAAUGAUUUUUAU